AUGGACUUAAAUAAGUUAGUCCAUCAAAAUCAAACAAUAAAAAUCAUACCAUCGUUAGAAGAUUCUCUACGAGGACUUGGCCUUAAUAGCGAUCUAGAUGAAGAAACUGAGAUUUGGUUUAAUCAAUUGAAAAUCAAAUGGAAAACAUGGAAGAAAAGUCCGACGAUUGAGCGUCAUUUUGACUCAUUUUUUCAGUUCUGUCAAGAUCCAUUCAGAGUUGCCCUAGUAUGCAUUGUCAAAUGUGAUGAACCAAAAGAUCGUAAGCCUAAAUCUCUCUCUUAUUGCAUACUUGAAAUUCUAUAUAAAUGGUCCCAGACAUAUGGUAGACUACCUGAAGAGACCCUGAAACUUCCAGCAUACAAUAUAGCAACACAACAGAGAAAUCAACAUUUUCUUAAUUUAGCUGUUAAAACUUAUCAAUUGUAUACUAUAAAAGAGACUGUACUCCCCCUAGUAAAAAAUAUGAUAAGGAAUGAUAAUUGCAAACAAGCAUCACAAAUUGUAAUAGCAAUGGAACUUUUUGAUGACAUUCCUGUUGAAGAUUUACUGUUUCCAUUGGUUUUGCAAGAUACACCAAACCUAAUUGAUGAAUAUUUAUCAGAAUCUCCAAAUCAAAUUCAACCUUUUUUAUUAUUUUUAGAUAGACUGUUAGACAAAAAUUUUAGUAUAAGAGAUUAUGCUCAAAAAUUUAUUGAAGAAAAUAACAUUUAUAAUGUUAAAUAUGAUAAAAUUCAUUAUAAACCUCUGGGAAAACUAGUUGCUCGGCUUUGUAAUAAAUUUAACGUUCCUAUAGAAUCAUGUAAAAACUUGAGUAAGAAUCGCACAACAGGAGGACUGAGGUAUUUAAUUCAUCAGCGAUAUGUUGAACACAACUUGAGCCCCUCAGUUUGGGAUGAUUUGGUAAAAGAUUCUUUGAAGCAAAGUACUGAAUGUGCUAAAGAAUUUGUUGAUAUGUUAGCAAUGCAUGAUAUUAAUGAAUCACUUAAGUGGUCUUCAUAUUUUGAAAUAUCAAACGAUUGUCUUCCUCAAGCUCUUCAGAAUUUAACACUCAGAACUAUUAUAGACUUCCAAUAUCAGAAGAAAAAUAUUAUUAUUAUUGACACAGCAGAAAAUUUUGAUGAAUUAAUCUUAAAGUUGGCGAAAUGUCCUCUUAUCAGCUUUGAUUGUGAGUGGAAACCAUCAUUUGGUGCUGCAAAAUCUCGAAUGGCUCUCAUUCAAAUUGGUACAUUUGAUCAUGUUUAUCUUAUUGACACUCUAAUAUUAAACAACAAGCAAUACAUGGGUAGUUGGUGCAGGUUUAAUAAAUGUGUAUUAGAUAAUGCAGAAAUAAUAAAAUUGGGUUUUGGAGUUGAACAAGAUUUGAAUGAAAUGAAGUCUUUAAUUAUUGGUUUAAAUAAUAUCAAGGUUAAAGGUGAAGGGCUUUUAGAUUUAGGUUUACUAUGGAAAAAUCUCGUCAAAUGUGGUUUGUCAUUGCCAAGUAACAGUGAUAAUGGAGGUAACAGUCUCAGUUCUUUGGUCCAAACUUGCUUUGGAUUGCCUUUGGAAAAGUCUGAACAAUGUUCAAAUUGGGAGUUAAGGCCCUUAAGAAAUACUCAGAUUCACUAUGCCGCUUUGGAUGCUUUUGUUUUGUUAGAAGUAUAUAAAUACCUUCAAAAUCUUUGUGUAGAACAACAUAUUAAUUUCGAGGAAAUUUGUAAUGACGUAAUGUUGGAUAGAAAACUAAAGUGUCCAAAAAAGAAUAAAGUUAUUGAUUGUUUGCAAAAAACAAAAAAUGUAAUGGUGAGAACUCCUAUGGAUAUUAAAAUUCUUCUCGAACAUGACAAUGCACAUUUACGAUAUUAUCUAAGAUACUGUGGUAUUGACACUACUAUUACUACUUCCCAUAUGUUAUGGCAUGAUACUGUUAAUUUAGCAAUAUCUGAAAAUCGUUUAAUAUUGACUUCUAAAUUGAAGUUUUCACCAUCUAGUAGAUUUUCACAAAACUUUAUCUUAGAUAUAGGUAAAGGAAGCAUCAAGGAUCAAUUAUUAAAAAUUCUUAAACAUUUUAAUGUUGGCCUUCAAAAGAAUUAUAUUUUGACAAGAUGUAUAGAGUGCAAUUCUACAGAUGUAAAAUAUUUCUCUAUUAAUGAUCUCAAAGAUAUUUGUAAAAAAUAUGAUAUGGGUAGCAACAAACCUUCUGAUCAGAUCAGAAGGAAUGCUAGUGACAAUGAAGAUGAUAAUGAUUAUGCUGAAAACUUUCUCAGUGAUUCAGAAGGGGAAGACAUCCAUUUAUAUAAACCAUUUCCAACACAGGACAAAUGGUAUACAUCAAGCAGUGGAGCUAAAAUUAAUAUAAAUCAGAUUGAAAAGCUAUGUGCUUCCAAUAAAACUGCUCAUAUUUGUGAAAAUUGUGGAAAAUUAUAUUGUGAUGAAGAGCCAUUACUUAAAUCAAUACAUGAAGUUAUCAUGUCUAUAACAAAUUUUAAUUAG
Danaus chrysippus (African queen) is the source of this 2469-nucleotide messenger RNA. The record is from the annotation of a GenBank genome assembly. NCBI's taxonomy places the organism in Eukaryota, Metazoa, Arthropoda, Insecta, Lepidoptera, Nymphalidae.